This is a messenger RNA of Plectropomus leopardus (leopard coralgrouper), 823 nucleotides long. The record is from RefSeq and is a predicted model, not a curated record. NCBI's taxonomy places the organism in Eukaryota, Metazoa, Chordata, Actinopteri, Perciformes, Serranidae.
UUCUCUGUAAACGUUGUGGUGUUUAACCUCUUACUGUUCCUUCCUUCAAAGCUCCACUCACUCUCACCGGACCAUGUUAGUCUCACUACAGCGCCCCCACGUGGCUGUGGCCUGUCUACUUGUCUUGUACCAGUUGUCCAGCGUCCUGUCCAUCCCAGAUCCCAGGCAGAGAGAGGCCCUCAUAGAGCUGGAGGCCUCCAUGCAGACAGGUGGGCAGGUGGUGUUGACUGAUGCAGAGAAGCGGCUGGAUGCCAUUCUGUUUAAAAUGAAGCAGGAGGAGAUAGUGAGAGCGGACUUUCCUCCUGCCAUGCACUUCUUCAAAGCCAGGGACCUCAUCAGGACCAGUCCCAUCUUCAGUCUGCUCCAAAAGAUGCCUAAAGGUGGCGCUCUUCAUGUCCAUGAUUUUGCAAUGGUAGAUGUGGAGUGGCUGCUGAAAAACGUGACCUAUCGCCCCCACUGCUACAUGUGCUUCACUGACAACCAGUCCAUCAGAUUCAUUUUCUCAUCUCAAGAGCCCAAAACUCUGCCAAAUUGCUCUCCCUGGACCCUGCUGGAAAACCUCAGGGCCAAGAUGAUCAAUACCACAGAUCUUGAUAACAGCAUCAUGGGCAACUUGACGAUCUUCACCGAUCAGGAUCCAGAAACGGUGUACCCCAGUCAGGAUGUGAUAUGGGAGAAGUUUGAACAGGCCUUCCUUGCAUUGUGGGGUCUGGUCACGUACGCUCCUGUGUUCAGAGACUAUUACUACCAAGGUCUCAGCCAGUUCUACAUGGACAACGUCAUGUACCUGGAGCUGCGGGCUUUACUCCCAGAGGUACACUAA